AGUUCGGUCUUUAGCUUCAGAGCGACGGUCGAUAUUUCUUUGAAUUGGAGCCGUUAGGUUACGAAGUUAUAUUUAAUUCAAUAUACUAAAUUUCAGUUUUAAUAUUCAGUAAUAUCCAAUAUUCUAAUAAUUAUAAUUACAAAGAGAAUAAAAUGGAAUCUGAAAAUGAUAUUUUAGCAACACCAUCGAUACCUUCUGGAAAUAUUACAAUGCCUACUAAAAAGGCAAAAUCGAAAAGACCGAAAAAAUGUGAAUAUGAUAACCAAAACAUUUCAAUGAAAAGAAGUUUUAGUAAAUUUGACGAUCUACAAAAACGCAAUCUUAUUCACGUACGUUCACGAGAUUCUAGUAAAGCAAAAGAAAUUUUUCGUAAUCCAGGUAAAGAGCAGCGGGAAAACUGUCGACAGUGCAGUAAACCUGUAUACAAAAUGGAAGAAACCAUCCUUCAAUUUAAAAACGAAAAAGUUAUUUUCCAUAAAAUCUGCUUACGUUGCAGGGACUGUUCGAAACAACUAAAACCUGAGAGCUAUCAUGUUUAUAAUGGCAACCUCUACUGCACCGUGCACUUCAAGUUAAUCUUUGCGCCUAAAAUAGUUCAUGAAGAAUCUAAGCCACGCAAACCUGAGCUUAUAAUACGUGAGAAUCAACCAAUUGAAUUACCCCCUGAUGUCGCUCGAGCAUCCGAUAAGCCGAAUCUUGGACUUGAGGAACUUCAACAACUAAAUGUCCGCUCAAGAUUUCAAGUCUUUGAAAAUAGAGGUAAAACUGAUAAGGAGGAUGACCAUAUUCAAACGCAACAACGUCAAGAUGCAAACAUUUCGAAAAGUAUGUCCAUAUCAACCAAACUAUCUAAACUGCAUAAAAAUGGCCUACUGGACACUGGUGAAAACAAGAUCCUAGAUUCAGAUGAUGAUGAUGACAGCGACACGGCCCUAAUGCGUGUUAAAAAAGAUACCGAAAAAGAGAGGCCAGUCGGAUUGGGCGAUGCGAUGAACGAUAUUAAAACCAGAUUUGAGCAAGGUCAUAUGAUGUCAAAAGAAGAACGACGCGAAGAACGAAAACAGGAAAUUCAAAACAUUCGUUCUCGGUUAUUUAUGGGUAAACAGGCAAAGAUAAAGGAAAUGUACCAACAAGCUGUAGCUGAAUCAGAACAAGGAAUCACUUCAGUGGGUAAGAUACCGAAUUCGGAAAUCGGUGUAGCAGCUCGUUCAAUUAAAGAUCGAUUUGAGAACGGUGAAAUGUUUAGUGAAAACAGUAUUCAAUCGAAAGAAAGGACCCACAGUUUGGGAUUGCUAGAAGAUGCAGAUGUUUUCGAGUCUGCUAUUAGUAAAACAUCGCGUAGCAUCUUCAUGGAACUAGAUGCAAAUAUCAAUACGAAUGUCAAUGGAAUGAUUAAAAUUCAGAAUAAUAGACCAGAUAUCUAUACAAAAAUUCUGAUCAACCCUAAUCUUAAUGUUGAACAAGAGAACGCUGAUAUAGAUAUUAUUAGAUCCGACGCAAAGGAAGAAGACGUUAAAGUAACUACAGCUGAGUUAAGUGAAAGGUUUAACUUUUUCGAAAAAUUUCAACCCAUCGAGAAUGUAAAGCGUCAGUUUCGCAUGACGCCACCACGUGAAGGGGUUGUCAAAUUACCAAUGUCGGACUCAGACGCUGAGUUGUCAGAUACAAAGAAAACUACAUGUUUUAACGACACCGUUCUGCAAAAAACUCAAACCGCUUCAAACAUUUUAAACAAGUUUCGACAAUUAGAGGGAAAAAACACUGAUGAUAUCGAUAAGCCGAGGAAACCCAAUCCACUUAAAUGCUUCACUCCGCCACCCGAAAAUAUUUAUAAUUCUGAUAGAUCUGAAAGCGAAGAGGAGCAGGACAGUGAAGACGAUGAAAGUGACUUUGAAAAAGAUACUCCAACAUCAAGCUGCAGUGACCAGGCACUCAAAGAGGCGCAAAUCGCAGCUCGAGCUAAAAAAUUGCGCGCAAAAUUUGAAAAAUGGCAGAUCACCGAAAUGGAACGUGAGCUCAGUGAAGGGCGAAUAGACAUUAAUUCUCAACAGGUUUCGAAUGAUUCACUAGAAAGUGCAAAAACUAUUCGAGAACGCUUUGAAAAUAUGAACAACAGUGAAAUGUAUCCUCUCCCUACCCCACGGUAUCAAGUAAACCGUUUUGUGUAAUGGAGUUUUGGAACAAUUGAAAUUUACUAUUUCGCUGUUAAUCAAAAAUUUUCCUUGCGGAUUCAAAUUCACAGAAAUAGUGGUGUAUUUUCUUAUAUUCGACGUAUUUAAGGAAUUAAUAAUUAUUAUUUUUUAAAUGUCAAAUAAAACAAUAUGAUGUAUAUUUACUUCA
Drosophila obscura is the source of this 2340-nucleotide messenger RNA. RefSeq lists its product as uncharacterized. Gene Ontology annotation, molecular function: actin filament binding. The record is from RefSeq and is a predicted model, not a curated record. Gene Ontology annotation, cellular component: plasma membrane; actin cytoskeleton. NCBI's taxonomy places the organism in Eukaryota, Metazoa, Arthropoda, Insecta, Diptera, Drosophilidae. Gene Ontology annotation, biological process: actin filament bundle assembly. The transcript has 12 exons. Bases 153 to 2168 code for a protein of 671 amino acids.